Molecule: messenger RNA, 5304 nt
Organism: Rhineura floridana
Lineage: Eukaryota; Metazoa; Chordata; Lepidosauria; Squamata; Rhineuridae
Gene: CCDC24
Product: coiled-coil domain containing 24
Exons: 9
Coding region: 293-1480 (395 amino acids)
Source: RefSeq, a predicted model, not a curated record
GGCCGGCGCUAGAUCUCAUUUUUCCCUGCUAGGAAUAUUAACUGGCAGAGAAAAAAGUUUAUCUACAGUGUAGCCAAAGCGUAAAGCGGGUGGAAUCCAUUCCGAAAGAAAACAGGCAGACGUCUCGCUGCUCUAUACCUAUCGCUACUUGUGUGCGUGUGCGGGCGCGCGAAGAGCUUUACCACACGGUUUCCCGGAAUCCCUGUCUCCACCCUCGACUGACAUCCUUUCAGCCUCCUGGGCACGGUUCCUUUAAGAGGCGCGGUUUCCGAGGAACGAGCCUGGGAUAUUUAUGCUGGAAUCCGACACGGCCCCCAUGUUUCCCUUGUCUGGUGCACCUGGGGAACCUUUGCAGGAAGUGCCAUCACUCUGGAGAAUGGUAGAGGAACAGCUGGUACCCAGUGAGAGGCUCGAAGUAAAAGCCAUCUUGGGUCAUGACCUUGUGGAACAGAGCUUGGAGCUUCAUGCUGAGGUACAGACGCUCUUGGAAUUCCACCAGGAGUUGCAGUUAGGACACCUUAGACUAGAACAGAGUCCACUACAAGCAGCUGACAGCUGGGCCUUGCUGGCUGCUCCUCCCCACCUCAAGGAGUUGGUGAGGGAGGAAAUCCGUCUUCUUCUGAUUGGCCUACAGCAGAAGGCAUCUCAGGAGGGCAGGGACCAAGAUUGUGCCAUCGGUAAAUACAGCCCUCACGUGGUCACCUUUGCAUUGAAGACAAAUGCUGGCAAUGGUCGGCCUUCUUCUGGGAGCAGUGCCGUCAUCAGGCCAUUGUCCUCCAAAACCACUAAUGAACUGGGAUUCUUCUGUAAUAAACUGAAUAUUGCCCAUAUUGGCAAGGUAGCCUCUCAACUGCAGACCCUGCUAGAGGAUGAGUGCCAUGCUCUGGAAAGACACAUCCCUUAUUUACAGUGCCAGCUGGAGGAGGCAUAUCAGCGAACUACGGAGCUGCUAGAGGCAACACAUGAGCCCACCAUGGCUGAACUACAAGAAGAGAAGCGUGCCAUGGAACGAGAUUUGCACCUAAACCAGGCCAAGCCAGACCCUAGCCCUUCCUUGAUGUCAAAGUAUCUUGGGAGUAGCAGCUACCAUUCGCAGCUCAGUGGUUCAAGAAGCUCAGCAAAAGGACCAAACUUUGGGGAGAUCAGUCCUGCUUCCAGUGUGGUUUCUUCACCAAAUCCCAGAGACCAGACUUCUCCUUUAUCCCAUCAGACCCUAGCCUGGUGGGGCCACUCAGUAAGAGGCCCUUUGGGAUGGCUACAGAGAGAUGGUGACGAAUCUAACCAAGCAAGGAAGGACAAUGCUGCUCUGUUGCCCAGGCCUGUGAUCCUGACAUCUCCCAAGACAGGCACGAUUGCUUCAGCCUAUGGGAUGGUAGUAGGGCUGGACCCUGCCUUCCACCCCAUGCCUCCAACAGAGCCAUGUCCAGUGCCCCGCUUCUGCCCUCGCUCUAGGCUGUUGCGAUGCCAAGGGCCCAGCUAGGGAAAGGAGAGCUGCUUCCUUCCCUUACAGACCUCAUUUUUUGCUGCAGUGUCUUAAGGGGACCCUGCCCUGUAGCAUCCUGUGCCUAAGCUGGUCUGAGUUGCCGCUGUUGCCUUUGCUCAUCCUUGUGAACAGGGUCAUGGGAUUCCAGGGAAAGUGAAAAGGCAGGAACGGCUCCACAUUAAUACAGACAAUCCUCCUGCAAGUGGAACAAUGCAAAUGAGAUUCUUCUUCUCAUCUGAAAAAAGGUUCAAUGGGCUUCGCGGAAGCAUUGUGGGGAGAUAAUGACCCCUACCCCCCCUUUCCCAUUCACACAAAAAAGGACUGUACCAUCCUAGGUUCAGGAAUAUAAAUUUCAUUAAAAUCUAUCAGACUUUAAAAAUCUACAACUAGGAGAGUCACAGUAUGGGAGACGCGUCACAAUUAUUGCUAUGAACAAUGAGAGGCAGCAAUGCUAGUUGCCAUACUCACAAGGGAGAGGAGGACAGACAUGGGAACCAUGCAUUAAAUAGUGCAUCUUCGGCGCAGAGGAGAGAAGGAUAGGGGAGCUGGAGGCUUAGAGCAAAAGUACCAUUGGGGCAUGGAGCCAUCUGUCCCCCUCCCCCUCUUAUCUGCUCAUGAUGCAGACAUUUGGCACUUAAACACUGGCCAUUGGGCCCAUGCCACUGGCUGGAGCAGGUACCAUGUGGGUAGGAACCAGAUGUGCCCUUGCUGUUGGCACCAUGGCUAUACUGCAGCAAUCGUGCAUAGUUGGGAGCUGAGGGGUGCCCCCUACAUGCACUGUUUGGCAUUGGUAAGAGAUAUGGCAUCAGGGUACAGGACAGGAUAGUGGCUGCCAGGGUCUCCUGUCUCCUCUACCCAGGCAUUUCUAGGGGUAAAGUGCAGGCAGCAACACUGAAAUGGAAACACAGGAUGAUGAGGCCGGAAGAUGGAACCAUUAAUACCUUCUAUCCAUAUGAGCCGGCAUAGGCCCUGCUUUACAUUAGGGAGAGAUGCCUUGCAGCUAGAUAUGGGGGUUGGUGCCUCUGGCCAACUUCUCCAUGGCUCCAGAAUAAAGCCAACAUUUUCCAUCCCCCUACUACUGGAGAACUGGGCAACAUGGAACCCAGGCCUGGCUGAGAUAACCUUUAGGAAAGGUUGUGCUUUUUGUUUUUGGUGUGUCCCUCCCCCAAAUGGUAUGGAUAGGAUCUGGCACAUCGCCUGCCUUUAGCACCAUGGUUGGCUCUGCCCCUUUCCCUAGAGAAUAGGGCAGGGCUAGGUCCCAGUGGUCUCUUGCUUAUGUGGAGACCAAUUUGAAUUAAUUUGCUCUUCUUAGGGGAAGAGCGUAGAAAAAUGCUUCAGAGCCACCACCCACCCACCCCUACAGAGAUCCAGAAGAUGCUGUCUAGACCAACAGUGCAUAUCUGGACAAAAUUUGAACAGUGGGUUGCAUGCACUGCCCAGAGCUUGUGGCACUGCACUAGAUUUCUAUCACAACCAUAUAGUGUAUCCAAGCUGUCAGCUGUGCAAAUUUAUUUAUGGGAGAUGCUGUGUGUUUAUGCUUCUCUGUAUGCAUGCAUGUGUGAUUCUGGAUGGUGUGCAAAUAAGGCUUGAUUUUGAGAUCAAGUAGGAGAAAUAUGUCUGCUUGUGUUCAUAGAUCAGUGAUACUUCUAUUACCUCCCUGCUUGUAAUCCAGUUAAGGAGAGCUCUCUUACCCCUACCCCCCAAAAAUUAUUAAUCUGUCAACCCAACCACAGUGUAUCUAGCAAGAGCAUUUCUUCUCAUAGAGACCAUGACUAGAAGGGCAAACUGACAGCGGUGGGGAAGCUAUAUCUCCUAGGUAAGGAAGCUAGGAAGAGAUAUGCAGUGGUGGGUGGUGUAUAGUCUUCAAUGCAUCUCUGGAAGAGCUCUCACAGAGGCAACAGCCUAGCUGAAAGCUGCCUAGCCUGUGGCCAAGCUGUGCCUAGAAUGUCUAGAUUACAUUUAUGAUGACUACCAACCCUCUUUCCUCCCCUUCCCCACAAAUUUCCCAUUUGCUUGCCUGUGAAGCCAGUUCCCAGAGCCCUAAUCCAGGGCAGUAUAGGGCAUACAUCCCCAGUAGAUUCCAGUCCUACUGGGCCCUGGUGCAGCUGCCAGAUUUCACCCCAAAUAGGCUGCUGACCAAAAGAGGCUCCACACAAUCCUGCUGCUGGUGCUCUUCAAGGCACCUACAACAGAUCAGCCAGUGGACAUCCUCCCCAUCUCUGACCCUGGUCCUGGCUGUGAAUUGGGGCCAUCUGAACAUUACUGUAAACAUAAGGGGUUACAAGAUGGCACAGGGGCACAAAUAAGGUGGAUGGGGUGGGACCUCACAACCCCCUCCCCCAGAGUCCGGCACAGCCUCGGAGCCAAGGCUCCCCCACCCAGUGGGAGGCGCUGAAAUAUAUCUGAGCAGAGUAGGGUUUGGAGGACCAGGGCAGGUGGGAAAGAGAAGGUGCAAGGCGGGCUCCCUGCCCUGCCUCCCAGGCUAAGGUUCAGAUCUUGGAGUCCUGACUGUGAGUAGAGCCAUUGCUUCCAACUGAGAUGGCAACAGGCACACCAGCCUCGUCACUCUUGGAUUUUUCAGGGUUCAGCAACUGCACCUCCAGCUGUGACUCUGUGGAGGAGCUGAGGGCUGGUGCAUAGUGGCCUGUCCGGUGCUCCACAAGGGCUGGGCCCCACUCAUAGCUUGGCCGGGUAGCAUUUUUCAGACGCUGCAGAAACAGAAGGCAUGGAAGAGGUUACUGGUUUCAAAGCCUUUGUUCACCCAUUGGGAUCCCCGGUAGGCAGGCACAUUGGCCCCAGCACCUCUAGGAAGCAGCAGCCUCCUUCCCUCUUAGCCUGCUCAUGCACAGCCCCACCUGCAGCAGCGAGUCGCCUUCUGAGCGCAAUACACAGAACACAGCAUAGAUGGGGAUGCAAAUGACCGAUGAGAGCGCCAUAAGGAAACCAAUGGUGAUAGCCCAGGUAGGGUACACGUAGGUAUUGUAGGAGAUAGGUCGGUACUGGAUCACUGUGAACACAAGGAUAAACUGGGGAUGGGGAGGGGAAGAGAGAGGAAGCAACACUAACUGAAACAAAGCCCAAAGGGAUCGGGGGUGGUGGAAUCAGGCUGCUGCCCAAAUUCCACACCCUCAUGUCCUUCAUCCAUUUCACUCGGUGGUGCUCAUUCCCAAUAUUUCACCAACUGCUGUUUUGGAAGCCCCUCUUCCCUUUGCAGGUGUGACAUUUCCCUUGACUCUUUUCUUGAAACUUCUUUCCUAUGCUGGUUCCCUGCCGCCGCCGCCACCACCCAACAUUCAAGUGGCUGGUCCCAGUCCCCUCACUCCCAGUUCUGCUUCACACAGCUGCCCUAUUCCAACCCCCUCUCUCUAGCAGUGUUUACUUCACACACUCACAAAGAUGAUAACAGGAGAGAUGAACCUCCAGCAGAUCUGGAAGAAAAUGGGUGGUGGGAAACCCAGCAUCAUCUCAAUGUCCCUGAAGUAGUUCUGGUGCCCUGUGUGGAGCAGAGGCAAAGGAGGGUCAGCAGAGUGGAGUGAACUAGAGACAUUGUAAGUGGACGCCAGAGUCAGUUGAAGGUAUUCAUGGGCCCUGUGGUUAGCAGGGUGUUUAUGGGACUCAACAUUGAAGAUCGCACACUCUCCUGCAUGAUGGGUCCCUCUCCCCACCAUUAUGAUAGAAAGGAAUCAUGAUGUUUCCCUUCCACAGUACCUCCCUGCCUUUGUUGCACAUGGUAGCUUGGCCCCAGAAGUUCCUGUUGCUUCAUUUGAGAGGCCUGGAUGAGACAAUGGAGCUAAAUUCUUGCACAAAGCCACCUCCAGGUU